Messenger RNA from Portunus trituberculatus (swimming crab), 2042 nucleotides. Its product is annotated as fructose-2,6-bisphosphatase TIGAR-like. The transcript has 8 exons. Bases 297 to 1169 code for a protein of 290 amino acids. NCBI's taxonomy places the organism in Eukaryota, Metazoa, Arthropoda, Malacostraca, Decapoda, Portunidae. Gene Ontology annotation, cellular component: cytosol. Gene Ontology annotation, biological process: regulation of pentose-phosphate shunt; positive regulation of DNA repair; negative regulation of glycolytic process. Gene Ontology annotation, molecular function: fructose-2,6-bisphosphate 2-phosphatase activity. The record is from RefSeq and is a predicted model, not a curated record.
GCUUGAGUGAGAGUGAGAGUGAGAGAGAGAGAGAGAGGGAGAAGGAGGUUAGUGAUAUGAAUAGAGCUCAGUUUAAUGUAUAAGGCCAUAUAGAUCACACCUCUACGUGCCGGUCAGACUCCUUUCACCUGCCUCACACCUGCACCUGCCUAAGACAUGAGUGGCCAGCAGAACACAGCAGCAGCAGCAACAACAGCGAACAGCAACAACAGCAACAACAACAACAACAACAACAGCAGCAACAAGAACAGCAGCAGGAGCAGGAGCAGGAUCAGGAUCAGCAGAACGCAUUGAACAUGAUUGGUACACGACGCAGUGUUCUCAUGAGGUUCACCUUUGUCAGGCAUGGUGAGACACAAGCUAACAAGGACCGCUGUAUCCAGGGCCACACCGACAUCCCUCUCUGCCAGUCGGGGGAAGAACAGGCCUCCAGGGCUGGCGAGAGGCUGCGAGAUGUGCGUUUCAGCCGUGUGUACGCCAGCGAUCUCUGCCGAGCUUCCACCACCUGUCGCCUUAUUUUGGCCAAGAACACCCGUCACCCACCGCCACUCAUCAUCGACACCCGCCUCAGGGAACGGAACUUUGGCAGCAUUGAGGGCCUGGUGUUUGAGGAGGUGCUGAAGAUGGCAGAAGCUAACGGCUCUUCCUGGCCCCAGUACAGCCCUCCUGGUGCCGAGAGCCUGGGGGACGUGCAGGCUAGGCUGGUGGCGUUCUUUAAGGAGGUUUGUCAGUCAAUUUACGACAAGAACAACAACAACUUGAAGAAGAGAGAAGCAGUCAACAGUGUCUCUGAGAAGGAGGAGAAGAAGAAGAAGGAAGAGGAGGCAGACAUGGAGGAGGAGAACAUGCUGAACGAAGCGAAGGAAAAGGAGGAGAAGGAACGAAAGAAGGAACAGAACAAGAACGAGAAGACAAAUGCUGAUAAACAAGAGGAGGAGGAGGAGGAGGAGCAUGUGUUAGUGGUGAGCCAUGGAGCAGCAUUGAGGCAGCUGUACCUCCACCUCCACCACACCCUUGGCUGUCCCGUUCCACCCAGCAUCCACCCAGACACACCCGCCAGACUCAGUCCCAACACUGGUAUCUCCACCUACUCUAUCCGGUACUCUCCCAAGUCGUACACUUUGCAGUGCCUGUGUUUACAUGACAGCCAACACCUACAGGGCAUGUAAGGCUGUGUGUGCGUGUGUACGGCCUGGAAACGCACAUGGAUUUUCAGCAGGGAACCACAAGAAUGCCUGCCUACACACACACACACACACACACACACUUUAUUUUUAUUUUUAUUUAUUUUUCUUUGUUUUUUUUAUCUAAUAUUUCAGGUUUUCUAGUCUCUUAUAAAAGUCUGCAUUGUUAUCAUCACUAUUUAUUAUUUUGAGUUGUUACUAUUGUUAUUUAUCAUCUUUUGUUAUUGUUAUUAUUGUUAAUGGUUGUAAUGUUCCCCCGGGAUUUAUUUCAGGAAUGUUCUAGUGUUUGGAUUCAUUUAUUUAGAUGUAUUUUAUCUUUUAAGUAGAGUUAGAUUGUUCUUCUGGCCUUCUGUCAUUAUCUAAGGUCUUAAAGUAGUGUUAGAUCCUUUUGCCAAUGUCUCUAAAAGUUUUCUAAUACUCUUUUGGCCUCCUGUCAUUAUCUAACCUCUUAAAGUAGUGUUAGAUCCUUUUGCCAAUGUCUCUAAAAGUGUUCUAAUACUCUUUUGGCCUCCUGUCAUUAUCUAAGGUCUUAUAGUGUUAGAUCCUUUUGGCAUUGUCUUUAAACUUUCAUAAUAUUCUUUUGGUGCUGCCUCUAUCAUUAAUUAAAAUUCUAAAGUAAUGUUAUAUAUUUUUGGGGGCAUUCUCUUGUCAUUAAUUAAGAUUCUAAAGUGUUUUAAUAUUUUUUUGUUAUUCUCUUGUUAUUAUUUAAGAUUCUAAAGUGUUAUGAUAAUUGCUUAACUAACUUCUUCAGUACCGUGACGUGUUUUUGUGUUCAUUCUGGUGACCAUUUGGUGAUUUUACACAGCUUCAGAAACUCAUGUGGGGGGUUAAAAUAGUGAAGACUGUGACCAUUACUCU